Necator americanus (New World hookworm) is the source of this 492-nucleotide messenger RNA. RefSeq lists its product as uncharacterized. The record is from RefSeq and is a predicted model, not a curated record. The transcript has a single exon. The coding region runs from base 1 to 492 and encodes 163 amino acids. NCBI's taxonomy places the organism in Eukaryota, Metazoa, Nematoda, Chromadorea, Rhabditida, Ancylostomatidae.
AUGUCUGACCAUGAGGAUAUUCCGCCACAUGUCCGCUCUGAGGGCAAGCGAAGGAAGAGUCGACGAAGUCGCCGACAGCAAGGUGUACAUGGUCAAACACCGGAGACAGGUACGAAUGUAGAAACAACAUCACCUCCAUCUGGAGUACAUCUAGCCGCUAUGGCCACUUUGUUACCUAUUCUCGCUACAUGGGGAGCUAUGUAUGAAGCUAGUAAUCAACCUUCUACCUCUUUUGCACAUACUGCGAUUCGCAGUCCAAAACAUAAACGUAAACGAAAAGCUUCGUCCAGAGUUCCUAGUCCAUAUCUAUCGCCUACAAAAUCUCGCUCUCCAUCACAACAUCCUUAUACUGCAACACCGCCACCGCCAUAUUCGGCUACGGCAAUUGAAGAGAUUUUGAAUACGGCAGAUAUGGAAGAUCAAAUGAACGAUCCUAGUGUUCCUUCUACAUCGCGAAGGAGUGUUACUUCCGGAAACUGCUGUAGCAUCUAG